AUGGCCCCCGCACCUUCCCCUGCCACCACGCGCUCGUCCCGGAAACGCGCCAGUUCCGUAUGUUCGUCCGAGGAGUCGUCGUCGUCGUCCUCGUCUGAACCGACACCGGCGACCAAGAAGCGAGCAACGGGUACCAAAGUCAGUGACAAGGUCGCCAAGAAGGAAUUGCGGAUGGAGCGGAAUAGGGGUAAGUUCCUGCACAUCCCACCUGCGACCGGGCGAACGCAAGGCCGAACCGGUCUCUGGCGCCAGGGACAAUGGGCGGGCGGUGCGGUGCACACACGCGCGCGAGUCAUAAUUGGCCAGCAGCCGCCGCCGUUCGCCGCCACCACGACCCGUCAUCAUGACCCUGCCCGAGCCCGAGCUCGAGCCCGCUUGUCUCACCUGUCUCAGCUCGAUUCCCAGCCGCAGAAAACGUCGUCAGCGCAUGUGCUGACUAUUGUUCCCUUUGAUCUACCUCAGUUGCCGCUCAAGCAUCCCGAGAUCGGAAGCGCGUACAUCAAGAGAGUCUGGAGUCCAAGAUCGAGCACCUCGAACGCCAGCUCGCUCAGGCCCUGUCGGGUUCGGCCACCUCCAGUCCGUCGCGCGGGCGGUCCAUCACACCAGCCGAUUCGCAACACCUCGCCGACGAGAACGAAACACUCAGGAGUAAACUCGAGAUUGAACGGCGGCAAAGCGCCGCCCUCAAGGGUCGGUUGGGCGCGCUCGAGGCCAAGUUCCUGCGCCUCGAGGGCCUCCUAGCCUCGCCUUCAUCAUCCACCUCGGGCGCACCUCCUGUCGCACAUACCUCUCUCCCGACGACAUCGCCCUCCGUAUUGCUCUCGACACUACCCUCGCCGUCAUUGAUCCCGUUGCCAUUUUCCCUCGCACUGGACAACCUGCCCGAACUGCUACGUGUCGAGUCAACGGUCCCGGACCCGGCCGCCAGCAGCAACCAUGGCCUCGCCACCGAUGCGAUGGACGUGUUGGACCUCGCGAAAGACGAGUCGUUAGUAGACAACCUUAGCCUCUCCGCACGAGAAGCUUCCUCCCUGCCGCGGAGGUUGUCGAAACCGUCUCCCUCGACCGAGCGUCCCUCACGUCAGUGCAUGCGUCGCCUUCAGCUCAACGCCAACCUGAACCCGAGCUUGCACGAAAUUUUGUCGGCGAUUUCGAUUCGGCCGCGUCUUCCCCCCUCGCCGUCGAUGGCGCGACCCUCAACCGCGCCUGGACCAACUGGGCUGCGAGCCUCGACCCCGUCGCCUCAGUUGCUGGCAGCAACGAUCUUGUCGACUUUGACGCGUGGCUCAACACGAACGCCGUCGAGGAUGAUGCAACCUCGACCGAGCUCGCUGCUCAUCCGCUCUCGCCAAGUUCGCUCCUUGAUGAUUUCAUCGGCCAGGCGCAGUCGGACGACAUGUUUUCUUACGUCGUCGACCAGAACGAGGGCCAGCUAUCAGCCGUUUACUAAGCGCCCGUGA
Molecule: messenger RNA, 1460 nt
Organism: Microbotryum saponariae
Lineage: Eukaryota; Fungi; Basidiomycota; Microbotryomycetes; Microbotryales; Microbotryaceae
Source: the annotation of a GenBank genome assembly